UUCUAAUCCUCUCUCGCUCUCCAAUGGCAAGCAGCUCGACGAUGGAGAGGACUUGAUCAGCACACAAUCCAGGAGGACUCUCUGCCUGUUUGAUGGCUUAAUCUCCUCCGUCUGCAAUGGGCAACGCUUUCAGAAUGGAGUUGAUUUGAUCAGUGCAGCAAUCCGCGAGGACUUGAGUAGCUGUGAUCAUCUGCUGAGUGGUCUCUUCAGUGAGGUUUGCCAUAAAACAGUCACGCGUCGGCCCGGAGGACUUUGCCUGGUGUUCCACCUCCACUUUUUCCACAUUCGAGAGGAAUUGUUGCUGUCAGAGGGCUUCGGCAUGGCCGGGGUCACUAGGAAGGGAUCCGGGAGACCCUCGUACUACUACAGGUUCCUGGGCAAGUCACGACUGCAGCGUCAGCGAAGCCGGUCCCGCAGCCGCACCAGGCCGCCUGCCAGCAGGGAGUCGCCCCCGGAGAGGACAGGACGCCGACGCAGCAUGCCGGGCGGCUCCUCGGACAAGAGCACACCCACGAUGGAGCCCGCGUCGCCUGCCGCCACUCCUUUCAGAGUCACCGUGAGUACUGGCUUCCUCAGUCGCCGGCUGAAGGGUUCCAUAAAACGCACCAAGAGUCAGCCCAAACUCGACCGCAACUCCAGCUUCAGGCACAUCCUCCCCGGCUUCAGGAGCGUCGACAAUGACAGAUCUCAUCUGAUGCCAAGGCUGAAGGAGUCUCGCUCCCAUGAGUCGUUGCUCAGCCCCAGUAGUGCUGUGGAAGCCCUGGACCUAAGCAUGGAGGACGAGGUUGUCAUCAAGCCGGUUCACAGCAGCAUCCUCGGGCAGGACUACUGCUUUGAGGUCACCACCUCCACAGGAAGCAAAUGUUUUUCUUGCCGUUCGUCAGCCGAGAGAGACAAAUGGAUGGAGAAUCUGCGCAGGGCGGUGCAGCCCAACAAGGACAACAGUCGCAGGGUGGAGAACCUGCUGAAGCUCUGGAUCAUCGAGGCCAAGGACCUGCCGGCCAAAAAGAAAUACUUCUGCGAGCUGUGCCUGGACGACUCGCUCUACGCCCGCACCACCUGCAAGCUCAAGGCGGACAACGUCUUCUGGGGGGAGCACUUUGAGUUCAACAACCUGCCCGCCGUCAAGAGCAUCACCGCCCACCUCUACAAAGACUCGGACAAGAAGAAAAAGAAAGAUAAAAACAACUACAUCGGACUUGUCAAUAUCCCCGUCGCCGCGGUCACCGGGCGACAGUUCAUGGAGAAGUGGUACGCCGUCAGCACGCCCAACCCGCCAAAGGGCAAGACGUCCGGGCCCAUGAUCAGGAUCAAGGCGCGCUACCAGAGCAUGAACAUCCUGCCCAUGGAGAUGUACAAGGAGUUCGCAGAGUACACCACCAACAACUACAUGCUGCUCUGCUCGGUGCUCGAGCCGGGGAUCAGCGUCAAGAACAAGGAGGAGAUGGCGUGCGCCCUGGUCCACAUUCUGCAGAGCACCGGCAAGGCCAAGGACUUCCUCACGGAUCUGAUGAUGUCAGAGGUGGAUCGAUGCGGGGAGAACGAGCACCUCAUCUUCAGGGAGAACACGCUGGCGACGAAGGCCAUAGAGGAGUACCUCAAGCUGGUGGGACAGAAGUACCUGCAGGACGCCCUGGGGGAGUUCAUCAAGGCUCUGUACGAGUCAGAUGAGAACUGCGAGGUGGAUCCGUCCAGGUGUUCCUCAGGCGACCUGCACGAACACCAGAGCAACCUGAAGAUGUGCUGCGAGCUGGCCUUCUGCAAGAUCAUCAACUCAUACUGCGUCUUUCCCAGAGAGCUGAAGGAGGUCUUUGCGUCAUGGCGACAGGAAUGCAGCAACCGGGGUCGACCGGACAUCAGCGAGCGGCUCAUCAGCGCGUCCUUGUUCCUGCGGUUCCUCUGCCCGGCCAUCAUGUCCCCCUCGCUUUUCAACUUGAUGCAGGAGUAUCCGGAUGACCGCACAGCGCGCACGCUCACGCUCAUCGCCAAAGUCACGCAGAACCUGGCGAACUUCACAAAGUUUGGUAACAAGGAGGAGUACAUGUCCUUCAUGAACCAGUUCGUGGAGCACGAGUGGACCAACAUGCAGCGCUUCCUGGUCGAAAUCUCCAACCCAGAGACCAUCUCCAACACGGCGGGCUUCGAGGGCUACAUCGACCUCGGCAGGGAACUCUCCACCCUGCACUCCCUGCUUUCGGAGGUGGUGUCCCAGAUGGACCAGAGUGCUGCCUCCAAGCUGGGUCCUCUGCCCAGGAUCCUGCGGGAGGUGAACACGGCUCUGUCCAACCCGUCCUGCGUCAUGAUGUCCCCGGGACAGUCCUCGGAGCACGUGGGCUCGCCCCCCGCCGAGGCCGGCUGCAGCAUCUCCACCGGCCUGCAGAAGAUGGUCAUAGACAACGACCUGCCGGGGCUGGUGGACUUCACCAGGUUACCGUCUCCCACCGCGGAAAAUAAGGACCUAUUCUUUGUGACCAGGAGCUCCGGGAUCCAACCUUCCCCAGCACGCAGUUCGAGCUACUCUGAGACCAAUGAAGCGGACAUGGGCAUGGCCAACGGCAGCAAGAGUCUGUCCAUGGUGGACCUCCAGGACCCCCGCAGUCUGGACGGUGGUCCGGGUCCAAGCUCCUCGGAGGCCCUGGGUGAAGGUCCAACCCCCGGGGGAGGGUGGUUGGCCAGAGUCCCACAGGUGAACAUCCCCGGUGGUCCCACUCUGAGGAGGCCGGCCCAGACCCCCACCGCCCUGGGUACAGAAAGCACCCCGGGUCGACCCGCCCAGCUCCUGGCCCCCCUGUCCUUCCAAAAUCCGGUCUACCAGAUGGCGGCUUGCCUGCCCGUGUCCCCUCGAGGAAUGACCGACUCGGGCUCCGAGUGCCACAGUUCCGUCAGUUCCCAUAGCAACAACGAGGACGGACCGGCAGGAGGGAAGAACGCCUUCUUGAACCACGGCGGCGGCGGCGGCGGCGGAGGAGGUGGCGGCGGGAGCAGCGGGGACGAGUACACCCGGCGUUCGGGGGAGUUCAACCGCCGGCAGCUGUCCCUCACGGAGACACAGCACCAGCCCAACGUCCCCAGACAGAACAGUGCCGGCCCGCAGCGGAGAAUAGACCAACCUCCGCCCCAGAGCGUCACCCGGGGCCGCACGCCUCCAAAUCUCCUCAACAGCGGACCCUACCCCCGGCCCUCUUCUGGCAACAUGAUGACAUCGUCGCCCGACUGGCCCGGCAGCGGCGCGCGGUUACGGCAGCAGUCCUCCUCCUCCAAAGGGGACAGUCCGGAGACCAAGCAGCGGGCUCAGCAUAAACAGUAUCAGCAGGAGAUCUUAGUGCUGCAGGAGAAGCUGCGGUCGUCGGUGCAGAAGCUGGAGGAGUACGAGUCCCGUCUGAAGGGUCAGGACGAGCAGGCCCAGAAGGUGCUGAUGGAGUACCAGGCCAGGCUGGAGGAGUCGGAGGAGCGCCUGCGCAGACAGCAGGACGACAAGGACCUCCAGAUGAAGGGCAUCAUCAGCAGGUUAAUGUCGGUGGAGGAGGAGCUUAAGAAGGACCACUCGGACAUGCAGGCGGUGGUGGACUCCAAGCAGAAGAUCAUUGAUGCACAGGAGAAGCGCAUAGCAUCUUUGGAUGCUGCCAACGCUCGUCUGAUGAGCGCCCUCAGCCAGCUGAAGGAGCGCUACAGCAUGCAGACCCGCAACGGCAUCUCGCCCACCAACCCCACCAAGCUGCAGAUAACUGAAAACGGGGAGUUCAGGAACAGCAGCAACUGUUAGACGGAGCGGAGCGUGUACAGCGACCCGGUGCAAGGACCCGAACACGCAUGCACGGCUGCACGCCUGUUGCAGAGACCGCGAGGUUUUUAAAAGCAAACAUAGUACUUUUGCGGGACAUUUCCAGUUUUUGGACAACCUGGGCAGCAGUGGGCGGGCCAACCCGAAGAGGCGGGACCUACACGUGACGGACAGAUCCCCCGGAGAACAAGCUGAGCGUACGGGGGGUCGUUACCAGGGAGACGGCCGGAGGAGGCGGGGCAGAGCUUGUACAUAUGAAACGCAAAGCUGUCCAUGUAUGCAGUCGCUGGGACGUUUCAAGAUCCUGCCGACACUUGGGACAAACCACUAUACAGCUACACACAGCGACAACCGCCAGACACGGUCACCAUAGCAACCGUCCUCUCCUCCGCUCUCACUUUAUUCUCCUCCCUCCCGACAAGCAACAAUGAAGCGCAGCGCGGAUUAUCGCUCUCGUUGUCUUCAGCAGAUUACUUUGCUUUAUUUAAGAGUCAUUGUUUAUAAAGAACCAAAUAGGAGCUAAAGAAAAUAGAUAUUUUUCGCCCCAAAUGAUGUUUAUGUCCCUUUUGACUCCUCGGGUGUGUCCCCCCCCCCGGAGUGCACUUUGUGAUACGCUAUUGGUACAUGAAACGCCUUAAUUAAGGAACACACCUUGACUUCAUCCCGCUGCUCCCCGACUUCAGAAAAAAGGCACAACUUAAACUGUGGAUUUGUAGAGAAUAGAAAAAUAAAACUAUACAUACAUAAAUGUAUUAUGAACACUAAAGUAAAUGAAUUCUAUGUGAUACUAUAUUAAUGAAAUGUAACAUAGAUGUAUGCAUUUCUUUUCUGCUAUAGAGUAUACACACAUAUCUAUAUUUGAUAAUCUCAAAUAUAAAAGCAGACCUUUAUUUAGGAGUGAGAUCUACUUUUAUUUUUCUUCUGUCGCGAUGAAAGACUGCAGUGUGUUUUGCUUUGGAGCCCCGGAGGAGUCGAUCACGGCGAGCAGUGAUCAGCACCAGCGCCUCGCUCGCCCGUUCAAAUCUCCACGGCGACGCCGAACCCGUCACAGGCGGCACGCGCGACAUGUGAGCCGACACGGCCUGCGCAUUCAAACCGCCGUCUCUCCCGCUGCUGCUGAUCAUCGCUCCCCAAACACACGGAUCAAUUAAACCCAGAUUUAGAUUUUAGUUUGGUGGGUUGUGUGAGUGCGUGUGAUCUUCUCGCUGUAGUAGCACAAUAGUUACGGAGAGACGUGUGCUUCGACACGCUCACUCAUCCCAAACACUGGACUGGUGAGCCGUCGGCCUCCUCGGUGACAUUUCCUCUCCCACCUGCUUUGUUUGUCGGUGGUAAUGAAGUUUGCUGCAUCCAAACUGUGACUCUUAUUAAUCCUCAUGGCAUCGUCUCUCUCCUCACCGUCUCUUUUUUAUUUGCUUUACCUUCACCCCCCUUUUAGCCAUCGUUUUUUUUCCGAAUGUGAAGACGCUCGCUUCGCAGUUUGAUCCGUCUAAUCUGCUCCGUACAUCUCAGCGUCUAUAAUUUGUAUAUUUUUGUACCCGUUGUUCUUACGUGUCACAGACUGCGUGCGUGAGGCUCUGCAUGCUUCAUCCUCUCUCCAGAGCCAACGCAGUGGCACCAACACCACUUCUUCUGUUUCCAAUCGGAAGGUUAUGAUGAUGAUGAAUGCGUUUGCUGCAGGCAUAUACAGUGAAUAUAUGAUAACCGAGUGCAUCAAGAGGCUGGACAGCCUGGGAACGUGUAAAUAAAAUGCUCACACUAUUUUUACCUAAUGUUAACAGAGCUUUUUGUAAAUGUAUCUCGUGCUCAAACUCUGCUGUAUCAUUAUGGAUUUUGUAAAUACAAAAUAGCUCAGUCGGUCAUCUGUCCUCAUUGAAUAGAACUAUUCUCUUAAAUGAACCUUUCAGUGUUCUCCCGGUCAAAGCUAUCGUUUUUGUGUUUAGAGUGUAUUUUCACUAGCCAAAAAAACAGUUAAAGUAGGAUUUGGGAAGUUGCCACACAAUCCUGCAGUUCCCAUCAGUCUUUGCACUUUUAUGUUCAGUGGUCGGUGUUCUCAAUUAGCUUCUGUUUAGCUCAGCACUUGUUUCUGCUGUUUAAAAACGUGGCGACGUUCAAAACCGAAGGGAUUUCUUGGGAUUAGAUUGUCAGGACGUUGUGUCAGAUUGACAGAACUGUUCGCCUCAGACUGCAGACUGCGUGCGGUCGAAUGCAGAAAGAAAAGAAAAGGAGAUGUAGGACUUUCCUCGUUAUAUCUUAUUAGGCAUUUGAUCCUGAAACAAUAUCAAGUGAGACUGUUACUUUUGACUGAGAAAAAGGGGUUGAGUUGAUCCGAAACAUUUCUAUACGCUUCACAAUAAUUAUUGCUACAUGGUCUUUCUUUAACCAGUAGUAGCAAAUGUUAACCUUUAGCUCUGGUGGUUCAUUUAAAGUGUCAUUGUUUGCCUUUAAACUGCAGUUUACAAUAAUACAAGUUAAGCGAUGACACGUCUGUGUGUGUCCAUCUGCAACCAGAAAAGAGGAAGAGACUCUUCUCACGUCCACGUUUCCACCCGUUUCCAUUUUUUGCAGUCCAAACACGAGCUGUCACUUCCCAAAUAGUUACUCCACUUAGACAAAAGAUCGAUCUAAAAUAUAAAGCUAUAAAUAAAGUAAAAGAUGUUGUAUGUUUUCUAUUAUCUUGUAGAAAAUACUUUUGUAAGUAUGUUGAAAGUAUAAAGUAUUUGCUGGAUUCUGCUUCCUUUGACGACAGUGACAAAACAAUAAUGUACAGAGGAAUUUGUGUUGACAAAAUGUGGCUGUGCAAUUUAUGUACAUUUGCAACUAGACCUAUUAAAGUUUUAUUUAGCUAUUUUAAAA
Molecule: messenger RNA, 6637 nt
Organism: Gasterosteus aculeatus aculeatus (three-spined stickleback)
Lineage: Eukaryota; Metazoa; Chordata; Actinopteri; Perciformes; Gasterosteidae
Source: RefSeq, a predicted model, not a curated record